AUGGCGGACUUACCAACAUCAAUGCGGGCGCUCGUUGUCAAAGGCCCUAGUGACGGCGCCAUUGAAACCAUUGCCGUUCCGCAACCAGGACCAGGUAGCCUCGUCGUCCGCGUAAUCGACGUGCUUUUAUACAAGACUACACCCGCCUUCUUUGACGGAGCCAACGCCGCCGCUGGCAUGACACUGCCUUAUCCUGUGGUUUUUGGUGGUGCCGCUGUUGGCCGCGUUGCAGCCACUGGGCCAGAUACAACUGCAUUCAAUGAAGGCCAGCUUGUGCUUAUUGAACCCAACUUGCGAGCCCGCGACGAUCCUAAUGUAGCUGUGGUUUGGGGCGGCUUCGAUGGCUUCGAUUCGCGCACGAAACAGUUUGUCAAGAAUAACUGGCGUGACGGAAGCUGGGCCGAAUAUGUGCGAGCCCCAUUAGAGAAUACCUGGGCCCUGAACGAGGACAAGCUUAUCGGCAAGUUGGGGUUACAGACCCAAGAUCUCUUGCAUCUAGGUUAUCUCUCUGUUUUGUACGCAGGCCUUAGGAGGAUUGAUGUUAAAGCAGGGGAGACAGUUCUGAUAUGUCCUGCCACUGGUAUUUUUAGCAAUGGCGCCAUUGCCAUUGCAAGAGCCUUUGGCCUCAACGUUAUUGCUGGCGGUCGCAAUACCGAGAGCUUGGACGCACUCAAGGCUCGAUUCCCAGGGAUCCAAACAGUUCAGCUGAAGGGCGAACAGGAGGAUGCUGGUGCCAUCCAAGCUCUAGGUCCCAUCGAUGCCUUUGUCGAUAUCGGACCAGCAGCCGCCACUGGAACCUCUUAUCUUGCCUCUUGCAUCCUCUCUGUCCGAAAGGGAGGCCGCGUGUGUCUCAUGGGCGGCCGAGCAGACACAACGCUGCCGGUCCCAUACUUAUUUAUGAUGUUUAAUAACAUUAUUUUGAGGGGUUCACUCAUGUACGAGGACGAAGACGUUAAAGGGCUUCUAAAGCUGGCUGAAUCGGGUAUUUUGAAGCUUAAUGCAGAGGGCGGCCUUGGAGUUUUGGCGUCUUAUCCGCUUGAGGACUAUGCUAAGGCGCUGGAAGCAGCAAAAAACUGCGCAGAUGGGAAAAUCGUUGUUGUAAAUCCCUGA
Molecule: messenger RNA, 1110 nt
Organism: Trichoderma breve
Lineage: Eukaryota; Fungi; Ascomycota; Sordariomycetes; Hypocreales; Hypocreaceae
Product: zinc-binding dehydrogenase domain-containing protein
Exons: 1
Coding region: 1-1110 (369 amino acids)
Source: RefSeq, a predicted model, not a curated record